GUCGUCCCUCGCGUCCUCGUCGCCAGCGGUCUUGCUCCCUCUGCCUCGUAUUCUGCUCUUCUGCCAUUACUGCACCCAACGCCUGGUGUGCUCCAGUGCUCGCGUCUUGCCUCUCUUCCUGCAGCUGUGCUUCCUGCCGCUGAGGCUGAGGCUAGGGUUCUCCCUCUCGAACCGGUGGAGAAAGACCUAUUAUGGUUGCCGGUUAAAUCCCUAAUUCGGUUCAGAUGCUCAGACUUUGAAACUGAUCGCGUGGAACCUAGCCAACUCCUCACCCUUUUGCAUCACUCCGAGCCCACUUCCCAUGGCGAGCUGAUAAAUUUUAAUCAUUCCCCUAGUAGUGAUUUCCAUGAGACUUUGCAAGCUUCCUCCCCUUCCAUCGUGCAGCCACCGUGGGAACGUCGAAGCCUCCGUCGCGCAGCCACGCCGCCGCCGUCCCUAGCUCUGUUGGUCACUCGGUUCGAAGGUGCUCCACCACUGCUCCUUGUCUUGGUCACUCGGUGUCUCUGUCUCCCUCUUGCAUGCUCUGUUGAAGGCGUCUUCGAGCUUUCAGAUGAGUGGUGCACCAGACUCUCCGAUACAUUCAUCCAGUAGUGAUGACUUCAUUGCCUAUCUUGAUGAAGCAUUAGCUGCAAGUUUGCCAGAUGCAUCAUCCGAUAAAGAAGUUGAAAAUCAAGAUGAGCUGGAAAGUGUCAGAAUAAAAAGGCGCAAGUUUGAAAGUGACGAGGAAACUGAGGAGUCUACUUCAGAAGGAAGCGUGAAACAGAGUUUAGGUAAUUUUAAAUGUUUAGUUACUAUCUUUUCUCGGAAGUGCUGUAGCUUUUGCUUUUUUUUUUUGGUUAUUGCAGGAGAAUCUGUAGAAGAUGUGUGCUCACAUCUUGGUUCAUUUGGAGACAUGUGCAUACGUUGUGGGCAAAAGUUGGAUGGUGAAUCUGGUGUGACAUUUGGCUACAUACACAAGGGACUGAGACUUCAUGAUCAGGAGAUAUCUAGACUGCGCAAUACAGAUGCGAAUAAUCUGCGUAGUCGUAGAAAGCUCUAUUUGAUCCUCGAUUUAGAUCACACUCUGUUAAAUUCCACUCAUCUUGCUCAUUUAAACUCUGAAGAGUUGCAUUUAAUUUCCCAGGCAGAUUCUGUUGGAGGUGUUUCCAAGAGUAGCCUUUUCAAAUUGGAGAAAAUGCAUAUGAUGACCAAGUUGAAGCCUUUUGUCCGCACAUUUCUAAGAGAAGCAAGUGAAAUGUUUGAGAUGUACAUAUACACCAUGGGUGAUCGACCCUAUGCAUUAGAGAUGGCUAAGCUGCUUGAUCCUCAAGGAGAAUACUUCAAUGCAAAGGUGAUUUCUCGAGAUGAUGGCACUCAAAAGCAUCAGAAGGGUCUUGAUAUUGUGUUGGGGCAAGAAAGUGCUGUUGUGAUUCUUGAUGAUACAGAACACGCAUGGGUGAAGCAUAAAGAUAAUCUGAUUCUGAUGGAAAGAUACCACUUUUUUGGUUCAAGUUGCCGGCAAUUUGGUUUCAAUUGCAAAUCUUUAGCUGAAUUGAAGAGUGACGAAGAUGAAGCUGAAGGAGCACUCUCUAAAAUCCUUAAAGUUCUUAAACAAAUUCAUUACAAAUUCUUUUAUGAACUUGAAGAUAUUGCUGAACGAGAUGUAAGGCAGGUUUUGAAAUCCCUUCGAAGGGAAGUCUUGAGCGGAUGCGUGAUUGUUUUCAGCCGUAUCUUCCAUGGAGCAUUACCAUCACUCUGGAAGAUGGCUGAGCAGUUGGGAGCCACUUGUUUAACGGAACUUGACCCCUCCGUGACACAUGUGGUUGCUACUGAUGCCGGAACUGAGAAGGCCCGGUGGGCAGUGAAAGAGAAGAGGUUUUUGGUUCAUCCGCGAUGGAUAGAGGCUGCAAAUUAUUUUUGGGAAAAGCAACCUGAGGAGAACUUUGAUGCGAUUUACAUUUUAAUUGUUUAA
Molecule: messenger RNA, 1951 nt
Organism: Arachis duranensis
Lineage: Eukaryota; Viridiplantae; Streptophyta; Magnoliopsida; Fabales; Fabaceae
Product: RNA polymerase II C-terminal domain phosphatase-like 4
Exons: 10
Coding region: 551-1951 (466 amino acids)
Cellular component (GO): nucleus
Molecular function (GO): RNA polymerase II CTD heptapeptide repeat phosphatase activity
Source: RefSeq, a predicted model, not a curated record